AUGUUCAACAAACUCAAGUCUUUUUCCGAAGACGUGGCCAAGAGUUUCAAUGAAAUACAGAAUGUGGACGUUUCUCGGAAAAGCGCAGACAACAUUCGCCAAUUGAAGAACGGCGUUUCUGUUCUCACCACAAAUACUCCAGAUUCUAAAGAUUUGGGUCAGCCCGAGGAUGAGGCACUUAAAAGCACACUGGAAACCCCAGAAGACGGGCAAGCUGCAGUGAUACCUGUUGCCACCUCGGGCCCUUUGAAAGAUAUCGACUUGAACCAGCUACCAACUUUGGUUCGGGCAAAGUUGAAGAAGUUUGCAAAGUACGAGGAGAAGUAUCCCGUGUUGUUGGACGCCUACAAAACAGAGAAAAGAAAAGGCGAGCUUGUGAUUGCUUUUGAAAAGGUGCUAAAGGAAUGCACCCCUGUAUCUUCUAUUUCCGAUGCUGGUCUCCUAGUUGAUUAUUUGACGAGCUUGAACGAGAAAUCGUCUUUGUCGGAAUCAGAGCUACGCAAGACACUUUCCGAAUUGACAAAAUCAAACAAAGAGAACGCUGACCUUGCCAAGAAACUUGCAGAUGCGCAGAAAACUUUGAAGUACGCCGAAGAAAAUGCAAACAAGGCUCAGGUACGCGAGACGACAUUAGUCAAGGAGAAGGAAGACUUAGCUUCCAGAACUAGCCAACUCGAAAUUCUGCUUGAAAACGAAAGGAAAACAAUUGCUACGUUGCAAGCCAAGUUGGAACAAGUCGAAAAAGAACAUCCUCCAAUAGAUACAGAAACAAAAGAGACAACAGAAUCUCCCGAGAGCGUUUCGAAAGUUCUCAGUCCCGAGGAAAAGUCUCGCUUAGAGGAAGAAAUAAAGCAACUAACAUCAAAGCUUGCAUCAGAAACCAGCGAAAAAAGCAAGUUAUCCAGCCAAGUAGAAGAAUUGGUCAAGAAAAGUACGCAAAUCGAGGAAGAAAAAAGAGCAUUGACUGGUGCAAUUGAUUCUUCCAACACGGAGAAGGCUGACUUGACUCUGCAGCUCGAAUCGUUGCAGAAGUCCUCGGAUUCGCAACGUGCAGAAUAUACUACGCAAAAGGAAGUUUUAACGCUGAAAAUAGAGGCUUUAGAAAAAGAAAAAGCUACUUUAAAGGAACAAGUGGAUACAUUGGAGUCCGAGAAGAGAAGACUAGAAAAGGAUCUCGAGAAAACCAACGAGACCGUUUCCUCUCUUCUGGAAAAGAUUUCAACUCUCCAGGAAGUAGAAAAGCGAGAGAAGACGUUGAGCGAUGCAGCUAUUCUCAGCGAGAACACCAUAAAUGAGUUGAAGAAGUCUGUGGAACUUUUGGAAGCACAAAAGAAGGACGUUGAAUCGCAUCUUGAGACCGACCGUGCUCUGUUGAAGUCACUUGAAGCUGAAAAUUUGACGCUACAAGAAGCAAAACAAGCUUUGGAGAAAGAAUCGGAGACCACAAGACUCACUAUUAGCUCCUUAGAGUCCAAGAUCUCGCAAUUAGAGAACGCCAUUACCGAACCAGAGCAACUGACAUCUGCGCCCGAAAGUCCUAAAGUGAAUCAACACGCGAAAGGAAAGGGUAAAAAGAAGAAGAACAAGGCUAACAACUUACAGGCGAAUGCCAAAUCAAGAACUGCGACAGAAGAUUCAACUUCUCAUGAUUUGGAAACAAAGAUCGUCGUUUUGACUGAAAAGAUCGAAGCAUUAGAGAAGGAGAAGUCAAAAAUCCUUGAAGACAAACAAAAGGAGCUAACUGAGAAAGAGGAGACUAUCAAAGAAAAGGAGGCUCUUUUAACUGAGAAUGAACAGCUUAUAGCCUCCCUCAAAGCGGAGGAUUCUUCAUCUUCUAAUGACGAGCUCGAAAAAGAAAAUGCUAUUUUGAAGGAGACGAAUGAAUCUCUUUUGAAAGAGAAACAAGAGCUUCUCGAUGAGAAAGAUGUGCUUGCCAAAGCCAAAAAAUCAUUAGAGGAAAGUAAAGACACCUUUGCGACUGAAAAACAAUCAUUAGAAGCCGAAAAGGAAGAACUAGUCCGGCUCAAGAGAGAAGCAGAAGAAAGGAUGGAACAGAGUACCAAAGCAUUGGAAAAAUUCAAAGAAGAAAAUAAUUCACUUACUGAGCAUGUGGAGAAACUACAAAGUCAAAAGAUACAGCUUGAGGCUGACAAAGGUGAGCUUGAAAAGACUGUUUCCCAGAAUAACAGAGAUUUGGCAACGAAAAACGAAGAAAUUGAAAACUUGAGAGACCUGUUGCGCGAUAUAGGUGAUGAUUUGGUAACCGCAAAAGAUCUGCUCAAGGAGUUGAAGGAGAAGGCUAAUGCUGAAACUGAAGAGCAGUUGAAAGAACUAAAAACACAAAACGCUCAAUUAAAGAGUACCAUUGAACAGAAGGAGACAGCGUUGUCGGAGACCGAGGCUAAACUCCAUGAAGUGGAAAAUGAAUUGGAAAUUUCUAAAGAGGUAUGCACUAAAAGUAAACAAGAGUUGAAAGACGUCAAUACCAAGCUUUCUGGGAUCACAAAUGAGCUUCUUGCAUCCAAGAAGGAAAUCGAGAGUUUAACAUUAGAGAAAGAUAAAUUGAACGAGAGAGUUGCCGAAUUGGCUAAAUUCAAGAGCGCAGAUUCGUCAUUGAAGCUUGAAAUUGCAUCUAUGCAAUCAUCUAUAAGUCACAAGGAUGAGCAGAUCCGGGAAUUGAAGGAAACAAUAGAGAAGAAAAAUAAAGAAAGAGAUGAAUUGAAUAACAAUAUUGCAACUUUGAGGACUACUAACACCGACUUGAUCAAUUCAAACAAAGACUUGGUUUCCGAAAAAUCGACUUUGAUAAGUAAACACGAAAUGGCAGUUGAGAGAAUGAAUUCGCUCAAUAGCGAACUUUCAAAACUACAAGUCAGUCGGCAAAAAGUGGUGACUGAACUCGAUGCUCUCAAGUUGAAAUACGACGCAUUGGUGAAUUCCAAAGCAAAAUCUUCGGACGACAUUCAAGUAUUCAAGCAACAAUGCGAGGAACUUACAAUGAAAGUGAAAGAAGCCCAACUGAAGAUUAACAACCUCGAAGAUGAUCUUUCUGAAGCCAGAAAUAUGUUGCAAGAGAGGACGCGGGAAUCAUCGACAAUUAGAAAGCUUCUUCUUGAUGCUGAGGAGCAAAGCAAUAUAAAGGCUGCCGAGCUCAAAAAUGAGAUUAGGAACAUUACAGAGGAGAAGAAUGAAGUCGAGUCAAACUUGCACACUGCCUUAAAAAGGAAGCAAAGGGAAAGUGAAGAGUUUAAAGAGACUGCCGAAAGGCAUGCACUCAAGAUAAAAGAAUUAGAGACUUCAAUUGACAAUCUCAAAGCAAAAUAUGAACCUCUUUUGAAGAUGAGCGCUGUGUCACCAGAAGCACAACAGAAGCAAAAGGAUUUAGAAAACAUUAUUGGAGAGUUGCGUGUAUCGCUUAGCGAUGCCAGCAAAAAGAUCAAAGAUUACGAGAAUUUGAAUUCUAUUUUGAAGAAAUUGAACGAUGAAACUUUCCUCAAGUUUGAAAGAUUAUCGAAGAACUACAAGCAGAUCACGCAGCAGUACAGACACAUGCAAGAGCAGAACUCAAAACCUCAAAGCACUCCAGUACCUGAGCACAAAAGUCGGGAUCCUGAAUCGGCAGUGAGUGUUCCUUAUUUGAAAAAUGUGUUGGUAGGGUUUUUUGAGCACAAGGAUCAAAGGGCACAACUAUUGCCAGUCAUGAAAACCUUGUUCCACUUUAGCGAUGAAGAUGAACGCAAGCUUAUGGCGGCCUUGAAGUAA
Molecule: messenger RNA, 3762 nt
Organism: Clavispora lusitaniae ATCC 42720
Lineage: Eukaryota; Fungi; Ascomycota; Pichiomycetes; Serinales; Metschnikowiaceae
Product: GRIP domain family protein
Source: RefSeq, a predicted model, not a curated record